GAUCCCACAACGUUCAAUGAACCCGCGAGCCGUAGUCAAUCGUUUUAAAUUGGGAAGAAAUUAUGAAUACUAGAGUUACGAAUUGAGAAAUCGUUUUCUCAUUUCUUCUUCUUCUUCUCUGAAAUUAGGCAUGAACAAAGUUUUACCAUGUGACUACGGCUUCGCACAACUUUUUGGGUUUAUACGUUAAAAAGAUUGAGGAAUACUCGAUGAAUGUUGUGGGAUCAGUUGGUAUUCGGUGCUUCCCAUGUGAGUACGGCUCGCGGGUUCGAGUCCCCAGUUUUGCAAAAAAAAUUAAAACUUUGAGAACACAUAUCAAAACGACGUCGUUUCGAUACGCACCGUAACGGAGUUGACUAACACCCGUUAGAUUGACUCCGAUUUUUGCCCGUUGUAUCAAGUAUAGGGUAUGAGAUUCAAAUUUUAUUAAAGUUUAGGUUGUAAAAUACCCUACAAAAUUGUUCAGGUAUGAAAAUCCACAGCGAAGACAGUACGGAUAUGAAAACGACAGAUACACAACUACAAGCUAAUAUUGAUUGGGCAUGUAACGAAGGCCAAGUCGACUGUGCAAAAAUCAAUCCUGGUGGCGUAUGCUAUGAACCAAAUACUCCUACUAGCCAUGCAUCAUUUGUGAUGAACGAUUACUAUCGGAGUCACGGAAGCACUGAAGAGGCAUGUGAUUUCAAUCAUACUGGUCAAAUUAUUAGUGGUGAUCCAAGUUAUCGUCGUUGUAGGUAUGACGUGGUUUGACGUAUGAUUUUGUGAUUGGAAAGUUUUCUAACGAAUAAUACAAUUAUGUGGAAUCAAAAGUAUUUUUAAACAUUUUGUAAGGUUAAUAAAAACUAAAGUUAUUUAUCAUUCAUUUUUGGUUGUAUUAAGUGUUUUUAUCUUGAUGAUUUUGUCAUUAUAAUCAACAUUUGUUGUGAUUCUCUCAUACAACAAAGUCAUUAUGUUAACAUGAAUACAAUUUGUGAAAAAACUCUUAGAGUGCUAACAUGGUAUCACAAGUCAUCACUAUUUUCCAACGAGAACUUUUCUCACCAAGCCAGAUGGAACUCAAAUUAUGACCCGAACUAUUUAUCUUCGAAAAAGUUAUAUAUCUAUUUCACUCCCGAAACAAAAGUUCAAUAUCUGAAUCUCCCGAAUUAAUAGUUCAAGAUCUAUUAACCCACAAAUCUGGGUUUUAUCGGUUUUAUGUUUAUUUAACCGAUUAUUAAAGAAACUAAACCCAAUUAAACCAAAGAUACCAAAUUUCUCUAAUCUCUCUCUCUUCAUCUC
This is a messenger RNA of Arabidopsis lyrata subsp. lyrata, 1278 nucleotides long. RefSeq names its product major pollen allergen Ole e 10. The transcript has a single exon. Lineage: Eukaryota; Viridiplantae; Streptophyta; Magnoliopsida; Brassicales; Brassicaceae. Bases 469 to 750 code for a protein of 93 amino acids. The record is from RefSeq and is a predicted model, not a curated record.